Brienomyrus brachyistius is the source of this 1123-nucleotide messenger RNA. RefSeq names its product mediator complex subunit 10 (gene med10). The transcript has 4 exons. Gene Ontology annotation, molecular function: transcription coregulator activity. NCBI's taxonomy places the organism in Eukaryota, Metazoa, Chordata, Actinopteri, Osteoglossiformes, Mormyridae. The record is from RefSeq and is a predicted model, not a curated record. Bases 135 to 539 code for a protein of 134 amino acids. Gene Ontology annotation, cellular component: chromatin; mediator complex. Gene Ontology annotation, biological process: positive regulation of transcription by RNA polymerase II.
UGCCGGAAACCAGUUUCCGAGUAUGGUAGCUCGCAAAGGUAGUUAUGUUGGGUUGACAGUCUUUUUGUUUUGGGUUGUAUGUUUUAUUUUUGUCGGUAUUAGUUUUUUUGUGAGUGGUUUUGAUUAAUGAUAGCAUGGCCGAAAAAUUUGAUAACCUCGAGGAGCAUCUGGAGAAAUUUGUGGAAAAUAUCCGGCAGCUGGGAAUCAUCGUUAGCGACUUUCAGCCAAGCAGCCAGACGGGACUCAACCAGAAAUUGAAUUUCAUGAUAACCGGAUUGCAGGAUAUUGACAAAUGUCGCCAGCAGCUGCAUGAUAUCAACGUGCCACUGGAAGCCUUCGAAUACAUCGAUCAAGGUCGAAAUCCUCAGCUGUACACCAAGGAGUGUUUGGAAAGAGCCCUGGCGAAAAACGAGCAAGUGAAAGGCAAAAUUGACACCAUGACGAAAUUUAAAAGUCUUCUGAUUUCUGAGCUGGCAAAGGUUUUCCCAGAGGAAAUGGCGAAGUACAAAGCGAUUCACGGGGAUGAUCCUCCCACGUAGUGGCCAAAACAGCCCCAAACCUCCAGUGUACAGCUGUGAAUGUACUUUAUUGUUUUUUUUUUUUUUAUAAAUCCAGAAUGCCAUGGCUAUGUUUUUUUUAAUAAUUACACUUUUUUUUAAAUGUCCUAAAAUAUUCAUAAUAAAUACACUGAACUAUAGUCAUGGUGUGUGAGUAAAGCCAGUCUUUUUUAUAGAGAGAAAUGACAUUGGGUUUCAUAUCAUUGUUUAAACUUUUCUUUGUCUCACUUUGAUAAAACUGUCUGACUUUGCAUGCGUAGCAUUGAUAAACGUCACGAGGUUCUUAACCACAACACCACCUGCCGCUUAAAUGACUCUAAUUGCACUGACUGGUAUAUGCAUGGCGCAGUAAAAGUCGUUAAUGUGCCAGAAUAUACUAUUGCUUAUACCAUAUAUACCCAAACAACACAUAUACACACAUACAGAACUUGCUGCAUAAACCUAAAAGAAAUCCGCAUCAGAUUUGACGAUGCUUCUGUACCCAAAUUUAGGUAUGUUAGAUCUGGAACUCUGCACUGGUACAUUUUUGAAUAUGCAAAGGAAAAUAAAGGUUAUUUUUAGUUAAA